Homarus americanus (American lobster) is the source of this 2833-nucleotide messenger RNA. RefSeq names its product angiotensin-converting enzyme-like. Gene Ontology annotation, cellular component: plasma membrane. The coding region runs from base 45 to 1994 and encodes 649 amino acids. The transcript is spliced from 14 exons. Gene Ontology annotation, molecular function: peptidyl-dipeptidase activity; metallopeptidase activity. Lineage: Eukaryota; Metazoa; Arthropoda; Malacostraca; Decapoda; Nephropidae. Gene Ontology annotation, biological process: proteolysis. The record is from RefSeq and is a predicted model, not a curated record.
GUUGAGCGUCAACAGACCGGCACUGUGGUACCGGGAGCUAUACCAUGCUGCUACUGCGCCUGUGCUCUCUGCUUGGCGCUGCCACCCUCACCGUACAGGGGAAUUUUGAUGGGGUGCUGGUGGACACGAGGGUUUUGGAGGCGGCGGUGAAGAAAUUCCUGAACGAACAAGAUGAACUGUUUUCCUCACAGUGUGCCAAGACCCUCUCGGCAUCAUGGGACUAUCAGACAAACAUCACCAGCUACAACAUGAUCCGCUUGCUGGCGGCUCAGGAGGACUACAAGACACUGCAAAAGGUCUCCUGGGUGAUGGUGGGGAGGUGGAGGGCAAUGCAUCGGUACCUGCAGGAUCCCGCCAUUAUGAGACAGCUGGAAGCCAUGUCCGUCUUGGGUCCUGCCGCCCUACGAACUGAAUAUUUGUCCAAGUACACCAACACAGUGAGGGGCAUGACGGCUGUGUAUACCAGUGCCACCGUGUGUAACUAUCAUCGCCCCUAUCAGUGUGACCUUACCCUAGAGAGAGCAAAGAAGAUCUUACGCAACAGUCGUGAUCCAAAGGAGCUGGCGCACGUGUGGAGGACAUGGAGGGUCAACACUCGCAAGAUACGGAGAGCCUACCCUCGGUUCGUGAGGCUGGCUAACCACGCCGCCCUGGCCAAUCACUAUGCCAGCAAGGACGAACUGGAGCUGUUUGAGUAUGGCGGCGUGGACUUCAAGAAUCAGAUGGCGGAAGCUUGGGAGCAGUUGAAGCCUCUCUACCUGCAGCUACACGCCUACACCAGGAGGAAACUUCGGCAGGUGUAUGGGUCACAGGUGGUCUCCGAGCGUGGCCCCCUACCCGUUCACCUGCUAGGAGACAUGUGGGGGCAGCAGUGGAAGAUCUCAAAGCUUAUCAUGCCUUACCCUGGCAAAAGGUAUCCUAACGUCACUAACAGGAUGAGGAAACAGAGAUACACCCCGACGUUAAUGUUCAAGGUGGCAGACGACUUCUUUAGCUCUCUGGGUCUGCCACGUAUGCCGCCCUCCUUCUGGCGUGACUCUCUCCUGCAGAAGCCUCACGACAGAGAAGUUGUCUGCCACUCUUCUGCCUGGGACUUAUGCAACGGCCAAGACUACAGGAUCAAGCAUUGCGCGGAGGUGAGCGAGGAGGACCUGGCUUCAGCCCAUCACGAGAUGGCUCAUCUGCAGUACUUCCUCCACUACCGCCACCAACCCUACGCAUACCGCCAGGGAGCCAACCCAGGUUUUCAGGAGGCUGUGGGUCACACUGUGGAGAUGAUUGCAGCCACGCCCAGGCACCUCUAUAGGCUGGGCAUCCUCAGGAGGCUAGAGGAGGACCCGGAGGCCGAUAUCAAUUUCCUCCUUCAGGUGGCCCUCGACAAACUAACCUUCAUGCCGUUUGCUUACCUGAUGGACCUGUGGCGGUGGCGAGUGUUUGACGGUACCUACGAGGAGAGUGAGUGGAACUGUGCUUGGUGGGAUCUCAGGUACAACGUGCAGGGCGUGAAGCCUCCGAUCCUGCGCACAGAGGACGACUUUGACCCCGCCUCCAAGUACCAUGUUGACGCUGACCUCUCUUAUACCAGGUACUUUGUUGGUUUUGUGCUGCAGUAUCAGUUUCACAAGGCGCUGUGCAUUAAGGCAGGGCAGUAUGGAUGGAACUCUGCCAUACCUCUCCACAAAUGCGACAUCUUCAGGUCUACCGAAGCUGGUAAAGCCCUGAGAGAUAUGAUGCAGCUGGGGAGUUCGAGGCCGUGGCCGGAGGCGCUCCAGGUGUUGACGGGUCAGAGGGAGAUGGACGCCUCCGUCAUGAGGGAAUACUUCAGGCCCCUGGAGGACUGGCUGAGGAAGGACAACGCCCGGCAUGGAGAGUACGUCGGCUGGAGGUCAGACGGCGAGUACUGUGUGUACAAGAAGCCCUUCCUGAUGCAGCCCACCAUCCACUCAUCCACCAUCAUCCAUCACAAAGAUGAUCCCAUCCUACAAGUGAACUAAAAUAAAAAUAAAAGUAUUCUUCAGUAUAACAUUGAUAUGAUUUGAGGCGUUUUCUCUCUCCCAUUUUAUUGUUAUUUUAAAUGUAAUGAUGUUCAACUUCCUUAUAGUAACUCCUCUAAGCUUGUUUAAUAUGUCGGUGACUGCAACUAAUGUACUGUAAGAUGAUAGUGUGUGGGACGUAGAUGGUGUUUACACAUCGAGGCUACGUUGUUUAACCUUUUAUUUCUGUUAACACGAAGCUUUAGACUCUGAUAUCUUGUGACGCGGACUCGAUCCCCAUUCAAUGAUAUUAAUUCUUACUUCUAAAGUUGUAGUUAGAAUGAUAAAGGGUAUUAUGUUAUCUCUUCAGGUAUAUUAGACGGUGUAACUAGUGUGAUCCUUCUAUUCUAUUUAUAUGAAAAUAAUUAUUGUUUUAACUUAUUGCUGAUGUUUUAAGAUUGUUUAUUAAAACAUCAGAUGGCUUGUUGACUUAUUGUUUACUAUUGUAUACCAGCAUUAUCUAAGUACAUUGGAAACUUUAGACCUCCACGGUCUAUGUACAGUAGAAAGUAUACCUGCAUUGUCUAAACACUUGCUGAACUGUAUGCUUGCAUAGUCUAUAUAUAGUACAUGUCACACCAAUUGUAAACCUGUAUGGUGAUCUUACUGAAUAAAUACAGUAUUGUUUUAUUAUUCUCAUCAUUAUUUUCUUUUUGUAUGUACUCUCAGCUUUUGAAAAAUAUAUGUUUUCAAACUUUCUAAAGUGGUAGUGUUGCUGUUGUACCGAGCAUUGUUGGCAUUAAGCCGAGAUAAGACCCACUAAUACCUAUGUUCUCAUAUUCCACAAUUCUUCACUUUGU